Fusarium sp. VM40 is the source of this 1500-nucleotide messenger RNA. Lineage: Eukaryota; Fungi; Ascomycota; Sordariomycetes; Hypocreales; Nectriaceae. The record is from the annotation of a GenBank genome assembly.
AUGUCAGAUUAUGUCUCUGAAGGAAGUACGGGUACUUGGCCAUUUGAGCCCGAUAUAAAGGCUAAGAUACAACUAUAUCGUGAUGCAAUGGAGAAAUUGCUUGAAGAUGAACAUAUUCACCCCUGGAAACAAGAGUUGCAUAUUGUCCAGUCUAGAAUUCAGAUACUGGAUCUAAACGAAGAAAAUCCCGAUUGCCGGGCUACUGAGCCAGACAACCCACAAACCACUUGGAUCCAACUGGAAAACACUAUUAAGAAGGCACGUUUAACCAAAGACUGUCGGUAUCUUAUCUUAUUAGAAGGUUUAAACCCAAAUACGGUUGAAGUCCUUGGAGUCCAGCUCGAGAUCCCCCCAGAGUUCUGGUUUGCGCAUUUUGAGGUUGAGACACAGAUGAGGGUAUUCAAUUCCUUAAUGACAAGACAAGAGAGCUCGGUCUAUUGGAAAAUAGCAUUACCACAAAGGUUCUGGCUUGGAGACGAUCAUUUUCCAUCUGGCAGCUAUAAUAUCUACUUCGGCAACUACUACCGCAAUUGGGAAUGGUUCGGCGGUGAGGACGCGACCGACAAAACAUAUGCCAUUGCGUCAUUUUGGGGCAAAAGGAUAUUGAAUGGCUCUUCUAUAUCUCUUGUGGUGGUAGAUGCCCCCCAUGGCUGUCUUAUCCCUCAGUUCCAUGUCCCUACAGGGUUUAAUAACCCGACAUUCAAGCCUGUGUCACCACAACAGGUCAUGGAGAAGGAAAUAAUUAAUCUUACACUUGAAUCAUCUGGGUUCAGGGCAAAGAGACUCUAUCCUUUAAUAACCCCGAUCUGGGAUCUUCUCGUACAAGCUCACACGGGGGACACAGCUCAGCAUUCAAGAGACCCAUUCUCUUCUAUCUCUAUAACUCGGAACGUCAUCUGCUCUAUAUGGGAAGUAAAGAUUGCAAAGGACCUUAAGAGAUGGAAUGUGAUUUGGAUGGCAAAUGACACCUUGCGCGACCUCGGCUGGCUCGACGACAAUGAUUCAGAUGAAUUUGGACAAAAUCAUGACAUCCUUGGAUACAGCAAAGGCAUUUCCAGUUACUACCGGGGCAUGACGUAUCAUCGAUGUUAUGUGCAAGAACGCAAAGAAGCAGUCCGAGGGAUUAUGCAAGCAUUUGGGUAUGGUGAUCCAGGAAGUCUAUCGCCAACCUAUCAGGUCAACGUAUCAAAUGAGUUGGAGAGGUGGAGACGAAUAUAUGAUCGAUACAACGGGAUGGAUAGCGCAUUAACAUCAACUCUGACGAUGUAUGCCCAGUAUGCUAUGAUGGCUGAGGCAUUUACAUCGAAGGUGCAGGCCGAUGAAGCUGCUGGACAGACAAAGGCGGCUACUUUCCAGGCUGAGUCUGCCAAUCGACUAGCACGUAGUGCUGGACAGCUGGCAAAGAUUGCCACAGUUGCCGUUCCAUGCACAGCUGCCAGUCAGUUGACGCGCAUGAGGCAUGCAUGCCACUACGACCCCAACACAGAUCUCAAUAACUGA